Messenger RNA from Culicoides brevitarsis, 3608 nucleotides. It is a transcript of the gene NAT1, whose product is annotated as eukaryotic translation initiation factor 4 gamma 2. The coding region runs from base 477 to 3419 and encodes 980 amino acids. NCBI's taxonomy places the organism in Eukaryota, Metazoa, Arthropoda, Insecta, Diptera, Ceratopogonidae. Gene Ontology annotation, molecular function: protein binding; translation initiation factor activity; mRNA binding. The transcript is spliced from 5 exons. Gene Ontology annotation, cellular component: eukaryotic translation initiation factor 4F complex. The record is from RefSeq and is a predicted model, not a curated record.
ACCUAAUUCAAACGAAUUGGGCAUUUAACGAACAAAAAAAGACAUUUUUGCAACACUUUUUCCUCCAAAUCCACGCAAAACUGAUUGACGAGUUGGGCAGCAAUUCUUUUGGUUCGUCGGUCUUUGGAAAAAGUUGCUGCACCUCUGUGUUCCCUGUUAAAUCUAUCAAAACGGAAGACCCCAGGCAAACGGGGACCGAGUCUCGUUCAACGGGAAGGGACACAGUUUCAUCUGUACCCCCCGAAAGCAGACGCUGGGUACCCCCAACUAUUAUCAAGGAAUAUGGACUUAUCGAAGAGACCCAGAAGGAUGCGGUUUUUCGCAAAGUUCGCGGUAUUUUAAACAAAUUAACGCCGGAAAAUUUUGAGAAAUUAAGUGAUGAAUUGCUAAAACUCGACUUUAAUUCGUCAAAAAUUCUAAAUGGUACCAUAUUACUGAUCUUCGAAAAAGCCAUUGACGAGCCCAAGUACUCGUCUAUGUAUGCACAGCUAUGCAAAAGACUCUCAAUUGAAGCGCCAAACUUUGAAACAAAUAAUGAUUCGUGUUGUACAUUUUUGCGUUUACUUGUGAACAAUUGCCGUGACAAAUUUGAAAAUCGUGCGAUACAUUUUGAAAAUAUAAUAAAUUCCUCAAGUGUUUUAACGGACGAUGACGAGGAAAAACGAAAUAUUGCCAAAGCCAAGAUGCUUGGCAACGUCAAGUUUAUCGGUGAAAUCUUUAAGUUGGGCAUGCUGGGUGAGACCCAUCUACAUAAAAUGCUCCGAUCACUUCUACAAAAAGGCUCCCGACAAAAUCCCACACUGGAAGAACGAUGCGAUGACCUGGAAUGUUUGGCACAGAUUCUUAAGACAUGCGGUAAACAGUUGGAUGCUUCACAGGGCAAAAAUUUGAUGGAUCAAUAUUUUGAGCAUGUGGAACGAAAAAUACAAACAAACAGCUAUUAUCCGGCACGCAUAAGGUUCUUAUUGCGCGACGUGAUUGAGCUGCGCAACAACAAUUGGAUACCACGUAAAAUCGCACGCACCGAUGGACCGGUGCCAAUGCAGGAUCUGAACACAGACGAAGACAUUUUGCGUGGCGGUUCAGCAGCGUAUUUGCAUCGGCAACAACGCGAUCAACGGAAUAACGAACGCGACAGUAACCAUUGGAUGAGUAAACUACCGCUCAACUUGCAAUCGACGGGCUUUAAUGACAUGUUUAGCAGUUUGAGCGUCGCGGGAGGCACGUCGUCGUUAAUUCCGCCCUUUUCGCCGCAACAAAACUCGUACAACAGUCGAGGAAAUGACUUGCGCGACAAUUCUCGCCAUGGAGGCGGGCACGAUUCGCAUCGCGGCGGACAUCGCACCUACAACAACAACAACCCGAGAAACCAUCAUCAUCGCGGAGGCAAUUCUGGCGAAGAUGGCGGCAAUAAUGGGCAUAAUAACAAUUACAAUCCGCGUUAUAACAAGCACAACAAUCAUCGCGAUGGUCAUCAAAAUCAAAAUAAUUCGCACAAUAACUCGUAUGGCGGCGGGCAUCAUCAAAAUAAUCAACAGCAAAAUAAUAUGUUGAACAAUAAGGAUAUCGCGCCACGUUUUAAGCGCACGAUGAUGACUCCGACGACGCAAACAAACACCGUGGAUAACUUGGAGAUGCGCCCAAAUCAGAAUAGUUUGUUGUACAAGGCAAGUCAGCAAAGUAUGAAGCAACAACAACAGCCGUUGCCUCUUCAACCGCCCAGCAGUAACAAUUCCCAGAACAAUUCGCCGUAUGGCGGACGUAAUUCCAAUCCGGAACAAUCGCGCGGCGGGCAUCAAAACACGAACGGGCAUUAUAACAACCAACAACAGUCGCCCUAUGGACAAAAUCGCAACUCAAACUGGAACUCCAACUACAAUAAUCAUCAAAAUAACGGCGGAAAUCACAAAAAUCCGCAUGGCGGGCAACAUUCGACGCACGAAAACAACUUCCAAUCGUCGCCCUUUGGAAAUUCCGGUCCAACUUUGGGUCCCAAUACACUUUUGGGACAAACGAAGAACGCCGUCGGCAAACCAAUGGCUGUUGUAGCGCCCACAGCAUCGACGCCCAUCAAUAAUAUCUUGCAAAAAGACACGAUCCCCAUAAAACAAGCGCCCGAAAAGGCCAGCAAGAAGGAAAAGAAGGACAAAGGGCCCGGCAAAGAGGAAUUUAUGAAGUUAGUUGUUGCUUUUGUCAACGAUACGCUCCUCAAACAAGAGGAAGAAAGCACGGAGAGCAAACUCAUCGAAGAAAAUGGCGAAAUUGAGGAGAAUGGCGUCACCGAGAAGAAAGACGUCGACGAAAAAGAAGUUGUAAAUAACGAAGAUGACGAUCAGGAAUUGAAAAAACCGAAGAAAUCACCCGGCGGCAAUACGAUCGACGACAAAUGCGCCGCUUUCUUGGAACUAAAAGUGCCUGAUAAGUUUAUGAAGGACGCCUGCAUCCGCAUUCUCAAUGAAAUUCUCGACAAAGACGAUGCCACGCACGAUCGUGUCAUCGAGUUUCUGCUGGCGAUGCGCAAACCCGAACACAAGUUGACAAAUAGCGCAUUGCUCGAGGCCUUCAAGAACGUCAUCAACACGAUGAACGAGAAGGAGAAGACGAUACCAAAAAUCACGACAAUUAUUGCGUCGCUGUUGUCGCGCGCCGUGCUCGUGAAACUCUGCAAACUCUCGGAUAUCGCCAAUUAUGCGGAAAAUGGGCAACAUUACCCAUUGUUUUUGCUCGUUUUGCAGCAAUUGCACAAGAAAUUGGGCAAGCAACCGUUGCAGGAGCUCUUUAAUGCGAGCAAAGUUAAUCUCAUGUCGUCGCUGCCCGAAGUUGAUCGCACGAAAGAUCGCAUGGCGGAGAUUCUCGAAGAUAGGAAUUUGAGCUUUUUGUAUCCGUUGUUGCGUGUGCAGUCGGAUUUGUGGCGACAAAUUACAACAGAUCCCAAUCCGCAGGCAUUCUAUAAAUACAUCAAGGAGAAUAUUGAGUCUUGCUUGUAUGCGGAUCCCGGUUUCAUUACUGCGAUGACCACGGUUAUCGUUAAAUUUAUUACAAAGGAAUCCAGUCUCGCCGAAGGAGUGGAUCUCACAAAACUACCCGACAAAGCAAUAGUGGACAAGGAAAAACAAUUAUUAGAAAAGUAUGGUCCUGUAUUAAUUUCAUUCCUGCAUCAAAAGAUUGAUCUUCAGCUGAUCGCCAUCUAUGCACUUCAAGUAUUCUGCUAUAGCGUCAACUUCCCAAAAGGAAUGUUACUGCGAUGGUUCACAGCGCUAUACGAGCUGAAUAUUAUCGACGAAGAUGCAUUCCUCCAAUGGAAAGAAGACAUCACUGACAUGUAUCCCGGCAAAGGUCAAGCUCUUUUCCAAGUGAACGCCUACUUGACUUACUUGGCAGAGGCUGAAUCGGAGGAAGAUGAAGAGGACGAAGCUUAAAAAUCACGAUUUUAAUCAAUUUUCAAAUUUAAAAAAUCCAAUCAGGCGAUAUUUAAAAACUGUUUUAGUUACACAUUUUAUCAAAUUUUUUUCGAAGACUAUUUUAAAGAAUAUUUAAAAAAAAAUAAUUAUUUAAAAACAUCAACAAAACAAGUGGAAAACUCAAUAAAUUGAGAUACGAACGCUAAA